Bombus impatiens (common eastern bumble bee) is the source of this 1667-nucleotide messenger RNA. RefSeq names its product elongator complex protein 4 (gene Elp4). The record is from RefSeq and is a predicted model, not a curated record. The coding region runs from base 265 to 1359 and encodes 364 amino acids. NCBI's taxonomy places the organism in Eukaryota, Metazoa, Arthropoda, Insecta, Hymenoptera, Apidae. The transcript is spliced from 6 exons. Gene Ontology annotation, cellular component: cytoplasm; elongator holoenzyme complex; transcription elongation factor complex. Gene Ontology annotation, biological process: tRNA wobble uridine modification.
UAAUUUAGUCGCAUACGUUUCGAUAAUUCCAUUGUUCAACACAUGUUAUAUGUUAUAUUUUAAUAAUAUAUGGAAUAUAUUAUAUGAUGCGUAUAAACAUAACCUCCAAAUGUAGACGAAGUUGUUACGAUACGUAAAUCAAAAUCCGUCGUAAACAGUCACUUUUUUUACUAAAGUUUUAUCUUAAAUAGCUUUGGCUUCGUAUUGUUAUUUUGUGUAUGGAAUAUUUACUGUUAUGCGUGAAUUCAGAAAUAGUUUUGAAAAAUGGAUCUAACUGCAGGAAAAGGUAGCAGAAUUCCCUUUAUACCGGGAACGAAACCCUCAAUAAAGAAUUCACAACUACUCGUUUCGACUGGAAUUCCUUCCUUAGAUCAUAUAAUAGGUGGAGGAUUACCUGUUGGUUCUUUGUUUCUUAUUGAGGAAGAUCGAUAUGGCACAUAUGCAAAAGUCAUGUUAAAAUAUUUUAUGGCUGAAGGCGUAGUUACAGCUCAACCAUUAUUAAUUGGAUCUAAAGAUGUUGAAACAUCACAGUUUGUGUCAGAAAUACCAGCUGUUGUAACAGACACCACAUCAAAUGAUCAAUCACCCAAUUCUGAUGAGCAAAUGAAGAUUGCUUGGAGGUAUCAAAAUAUGAAAAUAAUUGAUACCUCCCCAACUGGAGGACAAGCUUUUGGUCAUUUCUAUGACCUUACAAAAAGGAUGGAAAAAGAAGUAAUCGAAAAAGCAGAUAUAACACAGUGGUACGAUGAUAAUUGUCCUAAAAAAGACAAUGCCUUUAACAAUAUGACAUAUUCAAACUUAUUAAAAUGUAUUCAAGAGACUCUGAAGAAGGGAGGACACUCAAUUUCAGAGACACCUACAAAAAGACAAGUUCUAAGAAUUGCAAUUCAUUCCUUAGGAUCUAGAUUAUGGUGCAGUGAUUCUGUAAAUGAUUCACAUCAAGAUUUGUUCAAAUUUUUGUAUUACUUUAGAGCUCUUUUAAGAUAUUCUUAUGCAGUUGCAGUGAUAACAGUGCCUACAGAAUGCUUUGAAAAUUCGGAUGCUACUGCACAACGGAUUGAACACUUGUCGGAUGUUGCAAUUAAAUUGGAAUCAUUUGCAGGUUCACAAAAAGAAACAAACCCAUUAUUUAAGGAUUAUCAUGGCUUAUUGCAUCUACAGAAGAUGCUGGCUUUAAAUACUAUAGCACCUCAUAAUCCAGAAUCACGAGAUCUUGUAUUCAAAUUACGUCGAAAGAAAUUUGUCAUCGAGGUUUUACACCUACCACCUGAAUUAGGAGAUACUACUCAACGAGAACAAGAUGAAACGAUAUCUCAGUUCGGAUGUUCUAGUUCACCACAUAAGAGCUUAGAUUUUUAAGAAAGUAUAAUGUUGUACGUUUAAAACAAUUCCUUUGUAUAAAGAAUUAUUCUCCUGUCCUCUCGGCUUUUGCUUGUAAAAGCUUUUUGCUGAUAAGUAACUACAGACGAGUGUAAUACGUAAUAUUUGAGUCAGAAGUACAUAGUACGCCGCGUGAAUUAAUGUAGACGGGAGGAGAUAGGCUUCGUGAACACACAAUAAUACGCAUGACACGCCUACCUACUCUACGGUAUCAUAUCAAAAGUAAAUUUUAUUAUAAAUAUUAAAAAUAUUAAUAUUAUAAUUGUUAAUAAAAAUCAUUUUUGCAU